This is a messenger RNA of Stegostoma tigrinum, 1224 nucleotides long. Its product is annotated as zinc finger protein 664-like. Gene Ontology annotation, biological process: regulation of transcription by RNA polymerase II. Bases 491 to 1003 code for a protein of 170 amino acids. The record is from RefSeq and is a predicted model, not a curated record. NCBI's taxonomy places the organism in Eukaryota, Metazoa, Chordata, Chondrichthyes, Orectolobiformes, Stegostomatidae. Gene Ontology annotation, molecular function: RNA polymerase II cis-regulatory region sequence-specific DNA binding; DNA-binding transcription factor activity. The transcript has 2 exons.
UCCGUCAAUGGCUGGAACCCUGGCCCAGGGUCAGUGAGCGGAGGAUGGUUUGCACAGUGUCUGGGCCAGGGGGAGAGAGGGAAGGAGUGGCAGUGCCCCUUAUCUUUGAACAGGCAGAUUCUGGUUCAGCUCCUUCCUGCACCAGAAGUGUGUAAGAACAUCUCAGUAGUCGGCUUAGUUACAAAAUAUCUGUAACACACAAAAACAAAGAGGUGACUCUCAUGCCCCUGCAAUUGAGUGACUGUCUGGGACAUUGCAAAGGGAAUGAGCAUUGCAAUGGGUCACAGGUAGGCCAGACCAGGUGAUUAGAAGGAGAGAAUUUGCAGAUGCUAAGCUGAAACCUGCCAGGACUGGAGUCUUAUUCAGCCGUGAGAGCGCUGCAGUGGCCUGACUCGAGUAAGAGCUACGCAGACAGAAGAAAACGUAGCGUCCGUCACAGCAGCUGCGGGCUAGGAUUCAACUCACAAUCCGACACGGGGAAGAUCGCCGCAUGGCGAAGCGGUGGAAAUGCGGCGACUGCGGGAAGGGGUUUGAUUACCCGUCCCACUUGGAAACCCAUCGACGCAGCCACACCGGGGAGCGGCCGUUCAUCUGCUCCGAGUGCGGGAAAGGGUUCGCUCAGUUGCAACAUCUGCUGGCCCACCAGCGGGCGCACUCCAACAGGAGGCCCCUUAAAUGUUUUGAGUGCGAGAAGACCUUCAAAAGGAGGAACCACCUGAUGCAGCACCAGCAGACUCACACCGGGGAGAGGCCGUACGCCUGCCCCGAGUGCGGGAAGGGCUUCGCCCAGUCCUCCACCCUGAUGAGGCACCGGCAAACGCACACGGGCAGGAAGCCCUUCACCUGCUCGGUGUGCGGGAAGGGCUUCAUCCAGUCCUCCACCCUGCUGAGGCACCAGCGGGUUCACACCGGGGAGAGGCCGUUCACCUGCCCCGUGUGCGGGAAGGGACUGACUCGGUUGAGUACCCUCACUUCGCAUCAGCGCGCUCACACCGUCAAGUAGCGGUCGAACAUGCCGCCCGAGGGCGGAUGUGGGCUCCGGGCGGGAAGCUGAGGCCCCCUCGCUGUGGGGAGAAGCCACUCACCCUCCGUGUUUUGGCAGAGGGAUUCCCUCAAUCCUGCUGAGACCCCGGUGAGUGCUAAUGUCGCUGAUCCCCGUUAACCAGGCUGGAGUUUAAUAUUCCUGGAUGGGUGUUGAAUAAAUCAGCUUUUGCAGAGUCACAA